This is a messenger RNA of Dicrocoelium dendriticum, 3219 nucleotides long. Lineage: Eukaryota; Metazoa; Platyhelminthes; Trematoda; Plagiorchiida; Dicrocoeliidae. The record is from the annotation of a GenBank genome assembly.
AUGAGCUCAGUCGAAUUGUCACAGAAUGUGGCGAGCCACAAAGUGCCAUCCAAUACCCAUAAUGAAGGUCCUGUGCUGCAAGUGCUUGGAGAAUCUACUUCCCCUUCUGAAGAUAAAGACACUCUGGCUUGUUAUAUGGGCUGCGUCGAGUUAUCGUCCAGUACAAGCGAGGAUGCGACCGAUGACGUUGCUUCAAAGUCAUACAAUCAUUUCAACCCACAUAAUGUCUUCAGCGAAUCGCCAGCCGCAUUGUUAAUCUCUCCAGAAUAUAUAAUCAAGCCAGAUGGUAGGCAUGUAUGGAACACUAGAGUGGAAGAACCCCCACUUGGGCAAGGUUGUGCAACAGAUGAAGUAACCUUGUUCCAGAAAGCUAAAAAGGAUUCCAUUACUGGAUCAGAUUACGAAAAGUGGCGAAGGGAAUUGCGAAGAUGUUUCAAAGCGGAACUGGACCGUCGAGUUCAAGAGGCUGUUGAAAUUCCUCCACGGGAAAAGCUAGCCCAACUUCUCUUGAACGAACGCUUCCGAAGGGCUUUACAACGUAAUGCGGAGAAGCAAAAGUUACGAGAAAUAAUCACAAAAAUGAAUGAAAUCGCCGGAGACUUCAACGCUUUAGGACUGAACGACCCUUCUUUCCAACCAAACUUUCGUAACACGGUCGAUAGAAGAAUACACCCGGAAACUCAUCGGCUACAGAAACGUUAUCUGAGCAGGACAACACUGUGCGGAAACGAUGGACAAACUUUCAACUUGGUGCAUUCUCUUCGGCCACAGGUUUCGCCGCUGUUGUCCAGGACCUGUGUUGAAGGAACACGCCCAUUUCCUGAAUUAAAAAAUUUACAAUGUCGUCAGGAAGGUGGUAUUUGCGAAAAUGGAACCUUGGUGCCUCACUUAAAUAACAUCGCUUUGGAUUCCAUUAGACAAUCUUUCCCAUUUUACCAUGGAAUGGAGCGUAUCGGAAAUCGCAUCGCUUACUCGCGUUGGCCAUUUGAUAAAGAAUGGCCCCCAAUGGAGCUUCACUGUCCCUGUACCAAGAGCGCGCGCAGCACACAUUGCUGUUCGUUCCAGCGCGAGCGCAUGCAGACCCAACGGAAACCACAAUGCGGUGAUAUGGGAAAUGAACAAAGAUUCAGCUUCGACUGGGAUCUGACAUCCAAUUUAGACUGGAGCCGAGUAGAGUGUCUGGAUGAAGCAAAUGCGUUCACGGUCGGAGAUCGUCAGCUGAUCGAUGAUUUACGAAAAGUAUGCUGCACCCACGGUCGCAUGACACAAAGGUGGUCCAAGAGAAGUCUGUUACUGCAACGUAUGGGUGCAAUGACCCGUGAAGAAAAGAACAUGUUCUAUUUCAGUGCAACCAGAACAGCAUUCAUUCUCGCCACCUUGAGCCAAAAUGACGAACUUCCAGACGGAACACGCUUCCACAGGGUCGCUCUUUCAAAGCCAUCUCUCCUACAGUCCCUACAGUACCGGUUCGAAACAGCGGUACCGAGGAAUGUGAGAUGUAUUCUCACAGCAAAUCAUAGGGCCUCCUCGUCUCAUUCAGCGGAUGUAAAUUCUACCGGACGACAAGCAUCCAAACCGCUUCCUGUGUACAUCGACUGGUGUGGUGUAGUACGGGACAAGCAUGGACCCUUUUGGCCACUAGGAACCGGACCGCUGUAUCCAGUCCCGGACCACUUCCGUCCGGGGGCAACGGAGCACCGAAUUGUGGAAAUGAGCACAAAGUAUUCGUUGUUACACAUCUCGAAAGCAGCAACAAAGCUGGACUGGUCAAAGGGGGACAGCUCAGCAAGCUGGGACACACCGCGGCUAAUGUAUGAUAUGGAAACCAGUCCCCAGUGGACUCCAACAACUUUGGAGAUGCUCGCGCUGUGCUCACAAAUGAACUCUAGUGACCCAGGGAAACAGGACGUGCCCCCAUCUCUCGUGUUUGAAUCGCGUUUCGAAUGUGGUAACCUUUGGCGUGCGAAGCGAGUAGGACUGUUCGAGUACGAAUUGACGUUGAGGCCUGAUAUGCAUACAAGUAAACACGUUCAAUGGUUCUACUUCGCGGUUCGAAAUGCAAUCCCGAAACAGACCUAUCGAUUCCGGAUUGCGAACUUCACGAAGAAAACGAGUUUGUAUUCCGAGGGUAUGCAAAUAUUGUUCUACUCCGAGAAAGAGGCAGCGGAUACCAAGCGCGGUUGGUAUCGUACUGGACAUAACAUCAGUUACUGCAAACACACAGAACCAACAGAUGACCAGCUACCAAACGCUGAAUCCUCAGUACACCAAUUGCAGUGGGACAUGUUCUUUCCUCACGCAAAUGACUUGUGCUACAUGGCCUAUUGUUACCCGUAUUCCUUUACGGAGCUAAAGCAUGAUCUGGAAACGAUGUUACAAUCCGUGAAGAAGCACGGCCUUGCAGACGAGACAGUGAAGUGUGACGUGUUGUGCCAAACGGAAGCCGGUAAUUCUUGCUUUCUCCUCACAAUCACCGAUCCAAACAUUGGGGACACGCAGAAGACAGGCGUGGUCGUUACUGCAAGAGUGCAUCCUGGUGAGACAAAUUCCAGCUGGAUUAUGCUCGGGUUGAUGCGGUUCUUGUGUGGAAACAGCCCGGAAGUUGUUCAACUACGUAGCCGUUUUGUAUUCUUCCUGGUACCUAUGCUCAAUCCUGAUGGAGUGAUAAUCGGAAAUUAUCGCUCAUCCUUCGCCGGCCAUGAUUUGAACCGUAACUAUCGUCACCCACACAAAGAUGUCUUUCCCACCGUAUGGCAUACAAGGCGCCUGGUCAAAGAGUCUAUCAUGCGUUAUCGAGAUACAAUAUUCUGUGAUUUGCACGGGCAUAGCAGAAAGCACAAUGUUUUCAUGUAUGGUUGCGACGCUGCCUACCGUUCCUCUGCCGAGUCCGGGAAUCAGAAGACACAACGCGAUAAUCUUUCAUCUGGACGCCUUCAAGAGCGACUUCUGCCGUAUUUUGUUUGGAAGCAGACCCCGGAAAAGUUCUCGUUACCUGGAUGCCAAUUCUCCAUCCACCGCACGAAGGAGUCAACUGGCCGUGUGGUUUUUUGGAGGGAGUUCGAACUUACCCACAGUUUCACCUUGGAGGCAUCAUUUAAAGGCUCCAAAAAUGCACAAUCCGAAGUGCACCACUUUGACCAAAGUGAUUACAUGGAAUUUGGAAAAGAAUUCGCGAUGGCGCUGUUGAACUUUGACCGGGUUGUCACAAAUCCAAAGUGA